This is a messenger RNA of Juglans regia (Persian walnut), 1454 nucleotides long. RefSeq lists its product as uncharacterized. Lineage: Eukaryota; Viridiplantae; Streptophyta; Magnoliopsida; Fagales; Juglandaceae. The record is from RefSeq and is a predicted model, not a curated record. Bases 267 to 1319 code for a protein of 350 amino acids. The transcript has 8 exons.
AAUUAGAAAGUUCCCUCGGUUUUACAUUUGCCGUUUUCGAUAUUACACUCGAGAAAAUGGGGGCUCUUUGGGAAUUCGAUUGUGACAGUUCAGGUCUGAACCGAAGCUUCUUUGUUCCCUCUCUGUAAGCGUCUCCGGGUACUUUGCCCCGAAUUUGCAGAUUUUAUAUUAUAAAAAGGGCCUUUCUUAGGUUCAGAUUUUUAUGUUGAAUUCUUGCUGAUCACAGGCAUCGACUUUGUUGACAUUUUUCCAAAGAUCAAGUAAUCAUGCGUGCACCAGCAUUGCUUUCUCAAUGUUUGCCCGGGUUGGUGACCCCUGACCGAGGAAGUCACAGCACAUCCUCCAUAUCAGAAAGAGAUUUGAAUCUCCCUUCACCUGCCGUUGAGAUAAUCCCAUCUAAGACAGCUCAUCCAUACAAGUAUGCUGGUGAGAAUGUAGACUUACAUGGGCUCAAUAUUUUCAAGGGAAGAGUUAGUGUUGCUGAUAUCAUUGGAUUCAAUGGUUUGGAAAUGAUUUCCUCAAAACCUGAUGGAUAUCUGAAAUCUUGCGACAGCUCUAUUGAUCUUGUUAAUGUCCUUAAGCAUGAGAUUCGUGAUGGACAAUUGAGUUUUAGAGGCAAAAGGGUACUUGAGCUCAGCUGCAGUUAUGGACUUCCAGGGAUUUUCUCUUGUUUGAAGGGUGCUUGCACAGUGCACUUUCAAGACGCCAAUGCGGAAACUAUAAGAUCCACAACCAUACCAAAUGUGCUUGCCAAUCUUGAGCAAGCUCGGGACAAGCAGAGCCGACAGCCCGAGAGCCCCCUGACUCCAUCCAGACAAACUCUGGCUCCAUCAGUGCACUUUUUCGCUGGGGACUGGGAAGAACUCCCCACUGUGUUGUCUGUAAUGAAGAAUGAAGGGUUUGAAGGGACACCAGUGAUAAGCAUGAGCUUUUCUGAGGAGGAUUUCAUGGAUGGAGGUAGUAGCCUAGAUGGUAGCAUCAUGGGGCAGGAAUCCUCCUUGAGGCGAUCAAGAAAGCUCUCUGGAAGUCGAGCAUGGGAGAGGGCUUGUGAGAACAAUCAGGCAGAGGGUGGGUAUGAUGUUAUCUUGAUGACAGACAUCCCCUAUUCGGCGACUGCUUUGAAGAAACUAUAUGCACUCAUAAAAAAGUGUGUGAGACCUCCAUAUGGAGUGGUGUACCUUGCCACAAAGAAGAAUUAUGUCGGCUUCAACAGCGGAGCACGGCACCUGAGAAGUCUGGUAGAUCAAGAAGGCAUUUUUGGAGCGCAUUUAGUCAAAGAACUCGGUGAUAGAGAUAUUUGGAAAUUCUUUCUCAAGUGAUCACAACAUUCAGAACUGCAGAAAAGUAUCUUUUUAGUUUGUAUAAUAUAAUUCACAUGCAUUCUUUUUUUUUUCUUUCCCAAUGGUUUGGGGGGGAUUUGUUCAGUAGUUAAUAGAGUUAAAAUGGGGGAAGUA